Messenger RNA from Symbiodinium natans, 507 nucleotides. NCBI's taxonomy places the organism in Eukaryota, Dinophyceae, Suessiales, Symbiodiniaceae. The record is from the annotation of a GenBank genome assembly.
AUGUAUAUGUGCGUGGACAUCCAGUACGAGUGGGAGGGCUUCAGCAGCUGCAAGCGGCCCAUACACAAGUGGCUGCUCCUCAGCUACGGCCUCGUCGUUAUGUCCCGGAUCGUGCACGUCUCUGGGGCCUUCAUGCAGGGGCUGAACCUGCGGCAGAAGAGCACUGCGGUGCGGGUGCUGCUUUCGCUGAUGUGGCUGGUGAUCCUGCCCGCCUUCACAGUAUGGUCCAUGGUCGGCACCGCGUGGGUCUACGAGGUGAUGCGCGCCACGCCCGAGUGCUUGCCUGGCGGCGCUCACUUCUGGUUCUUGAUCGUCUGGCAGGCCCUCAGCUACUUCUGGAUCAUCGUGCACUGCGGCCUGGGCAUCGUUGCAUGGUACCUGGAGAGAAGACUCCGUCGUGCCGAAGGUGACCUGCGACAGCUGGAGGACCAAGACCUCCUCUCGCGCUGGGGCCAGGCCGAGGGCAACCGGGAAUAUGUGGCUUGGGGUUUGGGGUUUCGGGUUUAG